UAUAUCCCCAAAAGUAGUAGGUAGAUAUCAGUUCACUCUGAAAGAGUUGAAAUUAAUUUUAGAAGCGAUACAACUCACGCCUAGCUGCAUCACAGUCACAACACCAGAGGGUAUAAUGUGAUAAUUGCUUUCGUGCGUGUUUGUCGAAUGCAACGGAGAAAAGAAGCUCACUCGAAGCCAAUCAUUCGGUUGUUGGAUCUCGGACGCUCCGGACAAAUCAUCGGCGUACUCGUAGUAAUUAGGAAAUUGGCGCGUAACUACUUGGAGAAACAGGCGCCUGGAACGAUGCCAAGCGUGGGCGUUUUGUUGAUCGCUUCCGUGUUGUGGCUACCGGCGGUUCGCAUGAGUGAUGACGUUUCGAUCUUUCCCGCGGAUCGUUUGACGAUCGUCGAUGGUGCUGGAUUUCUCGCGUAUCUGAUUCCCGCCAAAGUCGAGGAUUACAACCGUUGGAUUCACUGUUCGGUGACGGUCGGUGGAUCGAGUUACAGUUUGGACAGUGAUCAAAUUCACGUGAUUGAUGGAUUGACUAGAGUGCAACGCUUCAAUGCCACUGUUUGCGGAAUUCGGGUGCAAAAAUUGUACAAAUCGGUCUCAUGGGUGUUAUCUGCAUUGGAUUCAGAUUCGAAGAGUGUCGAAAAAAACGUUAGUGUGGAAGUGUUCACUCCCAAAAAGGUUGACGUGAUGAAUGUUACCAUCAGUGAUACGAGUCGAUCCUACACAGUGAAUUGUCCUGAUGACACUUCGCGGCGAUAUUGUCGCAUACUGGACGAGGACGACAAUAGCUACGAUGGAUGUUCGAAGUCAUUCGACAUCACUUGGGAUACGGCUCGGUUUCGAUGUCGGAUACUCUACUGGGGAGAUAUGGAUGAAACGGAAACUGUAGUCAACGUGAUAGUGGAAAAGAGUAUGCGAGAUGUAACUUGGUCGAUCGAGGAGAAUGACGCACACAUUGUGCUGAACUGCCACUAUCGUUCGUCAGUGAGUCCUUGUCGGGCGAUAUCGGCGGCCAGCAAAAGACAGAUGAUGCUGCUGGAUGGCCAUUUGGCGGAACGGUAUUCUGCGUACAACACCAAGAUAUCGCAAGGAAUCUGUGCUCUGGAAAUCCGCAAACCAUUGCUCAAGGAAGACUACGGAGUGUGGCGUAUCUAUCUGCCCAUAACACCGACCGACAACAGUGGAUGCGUAUUCAAUCUGAAAGACAAGCAACACGAUCAGGAUGAUGACGGCGACCUACACUUGAUGGCGCCACAAGCAAAGCUAGUGGAAGUGUUCCAUGAUCCACUCUCGUCCACGACGUCGACGACCGAACUAAGCUGCGAAGCACCGUACUCGAUCGAAUAUUGCUACCUGUCUGGGCCUCAGGGCGGAAACUAUGUCCCCGACCGAUUCGAUCGACAGAAAACUUUGGGCAUAUGCAACUUCAAAGUGUCGAACAUCACCAGCGGAAUUUGGGCCUGCGGUUUCAACGAUGCGAGUGGCGGCGAGGAUCGGUUGAAUUACUUCGAUGUAAAAGUGUACGAUAAGCCUGGAAAAGCAAUUACCCCUGAAAUCAAAGCCAGCAAGGGAGACGAGGAUAAGCGGAUGCUUUGUAGAACGAUUUUGGAUCUACAGAUUGAGAUAUGCCGAUUUAUCAGUCCAAGUGGAGAGGUGCACGCCCUGUCGGAGAACUUCGUGCCGAGUGAUGAUAGUAGAUUCAGAUACCAUGGAGCAGGUCUACGAUCCGGCGAAUGCGGUGUGGAAAUAGUUGAGGUGGAACGAGAGGAUUUCGGCCGGUGGAAAUGUGCCAUCAAGGUGCAGGGAAAGGACUACGCGAUUGAGAUGGAUCUGAUUGAAGAAGGUGAGUUAUAAGCAACACUGCGAUAUUGGCCAUUUCAAUCAGCGCGACCGUUUUGGCGUGCGCAGUCGGGGGUUUCUUCGCCUACAAGAAACUUAACGCCAGACGACGCGUUCAAUACCAAGUCAGGCUGGGCAGCUCGACUGGGGGACUUUCGACGGCAUCCACCGGAGCCUAGGAGGUAUGUGUUUUUUUCGGUGUUAUUUGUUUGAAACGUUUUGUACAUUGAUAGUAGUCUUUUGUGAGAAAUUGUUUGUUCAUUGAAGAGUUUAUUUCAGUGUAAGGUUUUAUCUUUUCGUGUUCAAAUAAAUAAUUGUAAAACGAAA
This is a messenger RNA of Aedes aegypti (yellow fever mosquito), 2160 nucleotides long. RefSeq lists its product as uncharacterized. NCBI's taxonomy places the organism in Eukaryota, Metazoa, Arthropoda, Insecta, Diptera, Culicidae. The transcript has 5 exons. The record is from RefSeq and is a predicted model, not a curated record. The coding region runs from base 148 to 1848 and encodes 566 amino acids.